AUGACAGACGCAUGUAAUGAUGCGUGCAGUAGCGGAGCGGUUCGUUCAACGGCGUCACUUGUCUCGGUUCGGUUUGUUCAAGGGGUCCCCGAGGCAGAUAAGGCAGAGUGCAAGGUUGAGCUUGCACAAAAUUACCAUAUAAAGAACAAAAAAAAAAAAAAAGAAUCCGUCAGCCAUCUCCCCUCGACAACCUCUUUUCUGCCGAGCUCUGACCACAAAAAGAUCCCUACACAAGACAGGUGA
Molecule: messenger RNA, 243 nt
Organism: Pyricularia grisea
Lineage: Eukaryota; Fungi; Ascomycota; Sordariomycetes; Magnaporthales; Pyriculariaceae
Exons: 1
Coding region: 1-243 (80 amino acids)
Source: RefSeq, a predicted model, not a curated record